This is a messenger RNA of Sparassis crispa, 1227 nucleotides long. RefSeq names its product Set1 complex component swd2. The record is from RefSeq and is a predicted model, not a curated record. Gene Ontology annotation, cellular component: Set1C/COMPASS complex. Bases 1 to 1227 code for a protein of 408 amino acids. The transcript has 4 exons. Gene Ontology annotation, molecular function: chromatin binding; protein binding. Lineage: Eukaryota; Fungi; Basidiomycota; Agaricomycetes; Polyporales; Sparassidaceae.
AUGGCACAACCGACUGCGUCGAGCAGUCAUGCAGCAGCAGCGAUGCCGGCUGCACCCCCUCUAAGUUUGACCCCCGCUAUCAUGAGCAAGCUGAAACCUGCGAAGAUCUUCAAGAACUCUGUAGAUCCUCAAACACCGCCAUCUCCAGGAAAUCACUCAGCGAGGGGGCAAAAUGCGGGCCCGAGACAUAUAACCGGAAUAAGUUUCGAUGACAGAGGAGACCAGGUGAUGACAGCGGCAGAGGACGAGACGUUUCGACUAUACAACUGCAAAUCCGGCAAACCAUUGAAGACCCUCUACUCUAAAAAGUACGGCGUGGAUUUGCCUCGCUUCACACACAAAAACACUGCCAUUAUUCACGCGUCCACGAAAGAGGACGACACUAUCCGAUACCACUCGUUACACGACAAUAAGUACCUACAGUACUUCAAGGGUCAUAAACAAAAGGUCGUGUCGCUGGAGGUGUCCCCCGUCGAUGAUGGAUUCAUGUCUGGCUCAUUGGACAAGACAGUACGUCUGUGGGAUCUACGUACACCCACUUGCAGAGGACUUCUGAACCUACCAUCUUCCCCCAUCGUUGCGUACGACGCGUCUGGCCUUGUCUUCGCGGUCGGUGUUAACCACUACUCCCGAAUAUUGCUCUAUGACCAGGCGAACUUCGACAAGGCGCCGUUCCUCGCGAUCGCCCUAGAAGACCCGACGCUCUCCCUUGUCAGUUUCCCUCCCCGAGCUAUCUUCAUGACCUCUCUCUCCUUCUCUAGCAAUGGGAAGUAUCUCCUCGUCGGCUGUUCUGGCGACGCACACUACAUCAUGGAUGCAUUCGAAGGACAUCUACUUGCAAAGUUGGAGGGUCACACUGGGUUGGAGCGGAGGAAGAUGAACAGCCCUUUAAGCAUAGAGCCUGUGCGAGGCAAUAGCGGAGAAGAGGUGUCGUGGACACCAGACAGCAAGUACAUUGUCGGCGGUAGUUUGGAUGGGAAGGUGUCCGUGUGGGACGUCUCAAGCCUCCCGACGAAAAGCGGUACUGUGGAUCCGAAGGCGCCGCCUUUACGGUUGCAGCCCAUAGCAGCUUUGGAGGGGCACCCUGGUCCCUCUAGGUGCGUGAAGUUUAACCCGCGCUUCGCUAUGAUGUGUACCGCUGGUGCCGAACUAGCGUUUUGGCUUCCUGAUCCGUCUGGUGACCCAGAAGAAGUUGCCAAAGAGCUUCUGAAACGGAAAGUAGGUUGA